AUGAAAUUCUUUGUCGCCUUCAUAACAACUUUCCUCUGCGUCAGCGCUUACAGAGUACGCGUGCCCGUAAUCGACUCUCUAUCGUCCGCCUCGAGUGAGGAGCUUAUAAUUAGGCCACCUGUUGUUGAGCAACCGCAACCAAUCAUACCACAAUCCAUUAGCUCCAUAUCCUCGGCAUCCAGUGAAGAGCUACUUCUGCUACCCUCUGCUGGUGCCUUGUCGGGUGUUGGCGUCGUACACAAGCCCAUUUUGCAGGCGGUGAAAGUGAAGUUGCCACAAUAUGGUAAUGUCCUGGACGCCAAUCAUUAUCUCGCACAAAUCUUGGCACCACAAGACGCUGCUGUACAAGCUGUGGAAACUCUUGGUUAA
Molecule: messenger RNA, 369 nt
Organism: Ceratitis capitata (Mediterranean fruit fly)
Lineage: Eukaryota; Metazoa; Arthropoda; Insecta; Diptera; Tephritidae
Exons: 2
Coding region: 1-369 (122 amino acids)
Source: RefSeq, a predicted model, not a curated record